Eriocheir sinensis (Chinese mitten crab) is the source of this 1127-nucleotide messenger RNA. RefSeq names its product shematrin-like protein 2. Lineage: Eukaryota; Metazoa; Arthropoda; Malacostraca; Decapoda; Varunidae. Bases 81 to 992 code for a protein of 303 amino acids. The transcript has 2 exons. The record is from RefSeq and is a predicted model, not a curated record.
AUUUGGCAAGAUAUAAGGCCAACGGACUUCCUCUGAGCCACACUUCAGCGUCCAUUGCACGAGCAGCGACACACGCCAGCAUGAAGGCUCUGAUUGUCCUGGCAGCGGUGGCGGCGGUGCUCCUGGGGCUGACGUCAGCGGAGGCUGAGCCCAAGGCUGACCCCAAGGCUGACCCCAAGGCUGACCCCGGUGGCAUCGGAUUCGGCCUCCAGGGGGGCAUAGGCUUGCGCUAUAAUGUCGGGUUCGGUCUGGGACACGGCCUAGGGUACGGCCUGGGCGGCGGCGGCCUGGGCGGCGGCUACGGCGGCGGCCUGGGAGGCGGCCUUGGCCUGGGAGGCGGCUACGGCGGCUACGGCGGCUACGGAGGCUACGGCAGCUACGGCGGCUACGGCGGCUACGGGCUGGGAGGCGGCCUCGGGUACGGCCGCAGGAAACGUGAGGCGGAGCCGACGGCUGAGGCUGACCCCGGCUUGGUCUCGGCCCACAAGAACCACCACCAGGAGAGCUUCACCGCCUUCAUUCCUCCCUUCAUUGGCGGCUACGGCGGCCUGGGGUAUGGCGGCCUGGGCUACGGAGGUUUGGGCUACGGCGGCUUGGGAUAUGGCGGCGGCGGCUUUGGGUAUGGAGGAUAUGGAGGCGGCAAGUUCAUUGGAGGCUACGGCCGCAGGAAGCGUGAGGCGGAGCCGACGGCUGAGGCUGACCCCACCUUCAUCAAGGCCCACAAGAACAGCCACCAGGAGAGCUUCAAUGCCUUCAUUCCUCCCUUCAUUGGCGGUGGUCUGGGCAUUGGCGGAUACGGCGGCGGCCUGGGCUACGGCGGCUAUGGCGGCGGCCUGGGCUACGGCGGCUAUGGCGGCGGCCUGGGCUACGGCGGCUAUGGCGGCGGCCUGGGCUACGGCAAGGUGGGCUAUGGUGGCUACGGCGGGUAUGGCGGCUAUGGUGGGUUCAGCAAAUAUGGCGGCUACGGAGGUGGCGGUGGUAUCAUCGGCUAACCUGACACCCUCGAGCAAGGCGACACUAUCACCCCCCAGACGAUACUACCUUAGAAGUGUUUUUCAUCAAUAUUUUAUUAUGUAAUUAUGAACAUAUUGUCUGUACCUCUUUUAAUAUAUAAACCCUUACAAGGA